Molecule: messenger RNA, 885 nt
Organism: Vitis riparia (riverbank grape)
Lineage: Eukaryota; Viridiplantae; Streptophyta; Magnoliopsida; Vitales; Vitaceae
Product: nuclear transcription factor Y subunit B-1-like
Exons: 1
Coding region: 101-727 (208 amino acids)
Biological process (GO): regulation of transcription by RNA polymerase II
Cellular component (GO): nucleus; CCAAT-binding factor complex
Molecular function (GO): protein heterodimerization activity; DNA-binding transcription activator activity, RNA polymerase II-specific; RNA polymerase II cis-regulatory region sequence-specific DNA binding
Source: RefSeq, a predicted model, not a curated record
UCUCUCUCUUUCUCUCACGCCUUAUAAACUCUCAACUCAAAUUCCACUCUCACCCACUAUAACACUUCUCUUUGUAUCAACUUCGCUCUGCGCUAUCUCCAUGACAGGGAAAAGAGCUCAAAAUAGCCCCGUCGGUAGCCCAUCUUCCGACACUUCUUCUUCGAAGGAGCAAGACCGCUUCCUCCCCAUCGCUAACGUGAGCCGGAUCAUGAAGAAAUCGCUCCCGGCCAACGCAAAGAUAUCGAAAGAAGCCAAGGAGACCGUCCAGGAAUGCGUGUCCGAGUUCAUAAGCUUCAUCACCGGCGAAGCCUCCGACAAAUGCCAGCGCGAGAAGAGGAAAACCAUCAAUGGCGAUGACCUGCUCUGGGCCAUGACCAUGCUCGGAUUCGAAAACUACGUUGGGCCCUUGAAGGUUUACCUCAGCAAGUACAGAGAGACGGAAGGAGAAAAGAACAACGUCGUCGCUAGACAUGAAGACCAGUCUGCUGUAUUCAACUCAAACCAGAUGAACAAAGCUAAUAAAUCUAUUCCUAUCAACCCAGAUUUUCAAGGUUUUAAUGGUGGGUUUUAUUCACUUGGGCCACAAAUGAAUGGAGACGAAGCUGCAGCAGCCAUGGGAUAUGGCGACAGCCUGGUGACUGGUGCUUUUAAUAGGAGUAGAAUCAGAGAAAAUGAUGGAAAUGGUAAUAGAAUUAUGGCAAGCUACUCAUCCCCACAAUGGAGUUGACCGGCGGUAGAGAUUCUGAAUAAUCCAAGUACUAAUAUUAUUAUUAUUAUAUAUACACGUAUAUGUAAGUCUGGGUUUAAUUUCUUUUGACUUUGUACAAGUAUGAUCCAAGUUCUGUAACAAAAACUAUUAUAUAUAAUAUCUCUUUUACUUAUUAA